This is a messenger RNA of Apis cerana (Asiatic honeybee), 1582 nucleotides long. RefSeq names its product serine/threonine-protein phosphatase 2A activator. Gene Ontology annotation, molecular function: protein tyrosine phosphatase activator activity; peptidyl-prolyl cis-trans isomerase activity. Gene Ontology annotation, biological process: mitotic spindle organization. Gene Ontology annotation, cellular component: cytoplasm; nucleus; protein phosphatase type 2A complex. Lineage: Eukaryota; Metazoa; Arthropoda; Insecta; Hymenoptera; Apidae. The record is from RefSeq and is a predicted model, not a curated record.
CUAAAAACUGCUGCGCGUUAAAAAUGGACAUUGCAAAUAUAUUUGUUAUAAAUAAAUACAAAUUAAGUUUCACACACAACUUUAAUCAACGAACAAACAUAAGUUUCAGAAAAAACACUGCAUUGAAAGCAUUCGUUUGUGCGUCCGAAUUUAUUUUCAAUAUAUGAUAGUCAAGUUCUACAAUAAAUAUGAUGUCAACGUCAAAGUUACCAAUAUCACCUGAUGAUCAUGAAUUUGUUGUUCCACAAAAAUCGAUUAAAACACCGACUCAUAUGAAAAUGUGGGAAAAAUCCGAAGCAUAUUUUGAAUAUUUGGGAUUUAUAUUAGCUUUGAAUGAAUCAGUUCAAGGAAAAGCUUUAGAUGUUGAAUGCCCACAAAGUCCUGCAAUAGGAAAUGUUAUUAAAAUGCUUAAUGAAUUUGAUGAAUGGAUAACACAAAUACCUCCCACUGAACAGCCCCAACGUUUUGGAAAUAAAUCAUUUAGAAUAUGGCAUGAAAGAUUACAACAAAAUGGAAUAACAAAAUUACAAAAAGUAUUGCCACAAAAAUUACAUAGAGCAGUUCCAGAAAUAGUUCAAUAUUUAUGUGAAGGCUUUGGGAAUGCAACACGUAUAGAUUAUGGCACAGGACAUGAAAUGGCAUUUUUAAUGUUUUUAUGUUGUAUGUUCAAAAUUGGUGCUUUUACACAAGAUGAUAAAGUUGCAGUAGUAAUAAAAAUAUUUAAUAGAUAUUUGGAAUUAGUACGUAGAUUACAAUUAACUUAUCGGAUGGAACCAGCAGGUAGUCAUGGUGUAUGGAGUCUAGAUGACUAUCAAUUUGUUCCUUUUAUAUGGGGAAGUGCUCAAUUAAUUGGUAUUAUUUUGUUUCCGUUUUUUAUUAUAAUAAUAUAUUUAAAACAUAUAUAUAUAAACAUACAUAAAAUAAAUAUUUUAGGACAUUCUCGUAUAGAACCUCGUCAUUUUGUUGAACCAGAUAUUGUUCAAACAUAUAGCAAGCAAUAUAUGUUUCUUGGUUGCAUUGAAUUCAUUUCAAAGGUAAAAACAGGUCCAUUUGCUGAACAUUCAAAUCAAUUAUGGAAUGUGAGUGCAGUGUCUACAUGGGUCAAAGUAAAUAGUGGACUUAUUAAAAUGUAUAGAGUUGAGGUUCUGGCGAAAUUCCCUGUUAUUCAACAUGUUUUGUUUGGUUCUUUAUUGUCAAUAAAAUCUGUAUCUGUUCCCCCUGUUAAAAAGGAUUCUCGUCGAGAUGAGCCUGUGCAACCAUCUCCAAUUCAAUAAUAUGCUUCAUAUUUGUUGAUGUAGUUUGUAGCAAACAUUCGAUAUUUAUAAUAAAAUUUUACAUUUCAAGUAUAUAAUUGAUAAAUUAAAUUUCAAGUACAUUAUUAUAAAUAAUUUUAUUAUGUAGAUAUUUAUCAUUAAAUAAUAAAAUAUAUUUUAUAUAAAUUUUAAUUUUAAAAAAUUUAUGUAAAAAAUUUAUGUGAAAAAUUUAAAGUGCAAAAAAUUGACAUUAAUUAGCAAUGUACUACAUAAACAGAUAUUGUAAUAAUUAUUUAUUGUAAAUAAAAUUUAUAUAUUAUAAAAAGUGA